Molecule: messenger RNA, 3772 nt
Organism: Seriola aureovittata
Lineage: Eukaryota; Metazoa; Chordata; Actinopteri; Carangiformes; Carangidae
Gene: spsb3a
Product: splA/ryanodine receptor domain and SOCS box containing 3a
Exons: 7
Coding region: 260-1375 (371 amino acids)
Biological process (GO): proteasome-mediated ubiquitin-dependent protein catabolic process
Cellular component (GO): SCF ubiquitin ligase complex
Molecular function (GO): protein binding
Source: RefSeq, a predicted model, not a curated record
AUUUCCUUAAAUUGGAUGAAACUAUGAUGAAGCUUCAAAUUGCAGGAUCAAACAGUGAGUACCGAAAGGUGGAGCAGAUAUCACGGGUUUGAGAAAUAUUAAUAUACAGCAUUCUUCUUUUAAAAAAAAACAAGAAACCAGGACAAGAGGAAGAAACCACCAAGUUAUCAGCUUGGACUGAUGCUGUUAUUCCAACAUCUGGACUAAAGCCUGAACUGACUGUCAGGUUCUUCUACUACUGAGACAGUGAGUUGCUGCCAUGUCUAGACGGAGCAGGAACAGUCGUGCAUGGAGAUAUGUCUGGGGUGGAAUACGGCGGGAUGCUGAUGCCAGGGCACUUGUUUUGGCCUCUGAAAGUGAGGAAUGGAGUUAUGACCGACUAGAGUACAGUGAUUCAGACUCUGAGGUGGACUUUUCAGCAGUGAUGGUCCCUCCUGUCCCCAGUGCAGUGCCUGUCACCGGAGAGUCCUACUGUGGCUGCGAUUCCCAGGCUGAGACCAGCUACAACUCUCGUCUGCGAGGAUUUCACCAAGUCAAAGACUGCCACUGCGGAGAGGAUGAUCAAGAAUUUGACUGGGUGUGGGAUGCAAACAGCCGAUCGACAGCAACAUUACUGAGCUGCGACAAUCGCAAAGUGAACUUCCACUCUGAAUACAGCUGUGGUACAGCUGCGAUCCGUGGCUCCAAAGAGCUGGCUGAAGGGCAGCACUUCUGGGAAAUCAAGAUGACAUCCCCAGUUUAUGGAACAGACAUGAUGGUUGGCAUCGGUACUUCUGAUGUCAACCUAGACAAAUACAGACACACGUUCUGCAGCCUGUUGGGAAAAGAUAUAGAUAGCUGGGGUCUUUCUUACACAGGCUUGUUGCAUCAUAAAGGAGACAAGAUGAAUUUCUCUUCUCGAUUCGGACAGGGAUCCAUCAUCGGAGUCCAUCUGGACACGUGGCACGGCACACUUACUUUCUUCAAGAAUAGGAAGUGCAUAGGUGUUGCUGCCACAGAGCUACAAAAUAAGAGGUUUUAUCCGAUGGCGUGCUCCACAGCAGCGAAAAGCAGCAUGAAGGUGAUCAGAUCCUGCUCUGCGCCCACCUCUCUGCUAUACCUUUGCUGCGCUCGCCUUCGCCAGCUGCUGCCGGACUGUAUAGACACCCUGGACGUGUUGCCACUGCCGCCAGGACUUCGUCAGUUGCUCCACAACAAACUAGGUUGGGUGCUCAGUCUCAAUAGUGGCACCACAGAUGAAACCGCAGAUGAGCCUGAGCGCCCCUCACAAUUGCCUGUCCCGCCCUUAGCUGGACCAUCCUCCUCUGAGAGUGACUCAGAGGGUUGUACGUCUGACCCUGAAGCCUGUCAGAGGAAAAGAUGCCGCUGGACAUGACUGGACAGCUUGAAUCCUACCUCCUCUUAAACACUGGCAGAGGUUACUGCCCUAUGGCAUCUAAUCUAGUGUUACUUAACUGCCUCAAGCGUUCCUCAACAUCAGUGUUACACAGUAGUGAAGAGAAGAACCAGGAUCGGUUGAGCAGAGAGAGUGGUACGUAGGUAGAAAACUGUGACGGCAGUAUUUUUGCUUGCACACUUAAUUACUGUGAUCUUCUCUCAUGCCAUUCACGUCUUCAUGCUCAUCAUACACUCAGUACCCAAAACCAGCUUCAGUAAUACGCGAAAAGAUAUGUUGUUAUUUUGUUAGCUAGAAUAAAUUGUUACAGAUCUGUUGCCAUUCAUGAAUGGGGAUUAGUGACAUAGUGUGGGAAUGAUACAGUAAACUGUACAGUGUGACACUGAAGUAAAGUAUGGCCAAAUUUUAGUGGUCAUCAUGGUAUAUUUGUAAAGAAAAGGGGGUUUCAUGAGAUGAGAGACUGUAUAGGUAUUUUCUGUGUUUUUAUCCUGUAUGCAAAUACUGUAUAUUGUUCUCAACCUAAAUGCUAUCCAUGCAUUUUCAGAGUCAUCUGUUACCUGUUUUACUGGCAUCUACGAUUUCUGGAUUUCCAAAGUGAGAAUCAGUUUAUUCUAUAUUUUUUACCACACGUCACAGCUCUAAAUCUUAAACUGUCAAAAGCCUAAGAAAAGUAAGAAGGAGAUAGAAUUAACCUGAGUGCACUUUGCAGCUUUUAGCCCCUCAACAAUGAAAUUAUUCCUUUUUGUCUUUCAUGGAACAGCCAUCAUCUCCAAACAACUUAUGCACGUCUGAUUGCUCAUCACAUUAUUGAAAAAAGUUAUUAGUGAAAUAUUUGUUACAUUCAUGGCAACAUCAGCCUGUCAAGAGCCUUUCAAAGUCUUUUGUCCAAUAGUCAUGCUAUUUGUUUGUAGAAACUAUGGAUUUCCUCUAAAAGAUGUAAGCAGUAUCCAUUGUUAAGUGUAACUCUUUUAAAUCUAUCAUGAGACAAAUAUGUCACUAAAUAUGUCACUGUCACACCUUUCAAGUAACUUUUCCUCGCUGUUACACUUUAUCGUUUCUUAAACAUUUUUUUUUAAAUUAUUGUAUUUGAUUGACAAAAUAUGAGAUUAUAAGCAGAUUUAAUGUUAAACCUUUUUGUACUGUUUAUGCAAUGGCCUUGUUUUGGUUUUCCUCAAGGCCUUGUUUCAUCUCUUUCCUUAAAAACUCCUCUUGACUCUUAUUCACUAAGGCCAUACUCUAUUCUAAAUCCUUUCAAUAUCACUCAGCCCCACUUGGCCUAAAACAUUGUUGUAGAAAGGUGCCAGUGUCCCCAAUAAAGGACCACAUGCUGUGGUCAGCUUGAAGUUGAUUACAUUGGAUUUUAAUGAAGUUUUUGCAGCAGAUGAUGAGUUCCAAGAUGAAACUAGUGCUGCAGAAUAGACUAAUGUCAGCUCUCUGUGUGUAUGUUUAGUGUGUUUCUAACAGUUUUAUAUAUAUAUAUAUUUUUUUUAAAUACGGCUAAAAACAGUUUUAAUGUUGAGCACAUGAAAGGACAGUAGAGAGGUGGACUCUGCUGCCUGAAUGGUCUGCAACAUUUCUGUGGCUGUACCAAUAUGUCUGCCAAAACCUGUCACGAAAUACAGACAUUUUACAUUGACCUUUGAAGUCUACAGGGGCUGAGUGAUGUUAAAAGAUCAAUCUAAGUAUUAAUUGAUCAUGAAUGACUUAGGAGGGGAAUAUUACCCCUGGGUCAGAUAUUUAAAUAAUUCUUUGAUUCAAUUUCUCCUGAAUACCAAACCAUAACAAUAAAAGUAUAAUAGUGUUUGACCCAGGUGUUGAAACUACACAGUUUGCCAACUGCUGCCUCAGUCACUCGUCUCUGAUCAUGUGCACUCCUCAAGGUCUUGGUGUAAAUAAAUCUAGAUACAAAGAUUUAAGGUACUAUGCAAUAAAAGCAUUUUCUGUGAUAAUAGUUUUCAGAAGAGAUGGAUGGGGUGCUGUGAUGGAGACACUGGCACAACAACAGUGGUGAUGGUACCAGAGGACCAUGCUCAUCAGACAUGAGUAGUGACAUGGCUUAAUUCUGUCUAGUUGUUGUAAUGAUUUAUCAGGAACCUCUCUCUGUAGAUCCAGCAAUGUAACCACAGUGAAGUUAGUUGUAGUCCAGCAUUAUUAUGUUUUUUUUUUUUUAGACUUAUUUCACUGUAUUUGUCUUCACAUUGAUGCAUCCAUGCACUUUUUCUUACUGUUAUACUGUAAAUAGAAAAAUUCAAAGUGUUUCUUCUAUAUCAUGUCAUAUUAAUAAUACUGUAUGUGGAGGCCUUUACUGGCCUUUUUCUGUAUAUCUGAUCAGCAUGAUUUUCAGCUGAAAAUAAAAUAAAUGCUAAUUAUGCACUA